UCUCUCUCCAUGGCUGAGACAAAGCAGCGUCAUGGACGGAGCGGAUCUUGUGGCCCAUGCUGUCUACUGAGCACCUUGUUCAAGCUCAUCAUCAGUCUGGGAAUCACCGCCCUUGUUCUCUGGCUCAUUUACCGCCCUUCAAAGAUGAGAGUGUUUGUCGGCAGUGCCACGCUUACUGAAUUCAAUCUCACCAACAACAACACUCUCCAUCACAACCUUGCACUAGAUGUUGCCAUAAGGAACCCUAACAAGCGGAUCAGCUUUUAUUACGAUAAGCUUGAAGCUACAGCUUACUACGAAGGAGAGCGAUUUUCUUACGCCCCUUUGCCGACUUUCUAUCAAGGACAUAAGAACACUACCGAUCUCCAUCCAGUUUUCUCCGGGCAGGUAGCCAUUCCACUGAAGAGUUCUGGUGUUGUGGAUUUCAAUAGCGAGAAGGAAGAAGGGUUUUUCUCCAUUAAUGUUAAGAUCUAUGCAAAGAUUAGGUUUAAGAUCGGACCACUCAAGACUAAUCACUACAAGCCGGAUUUCGAAUGCAAGUUGAAGGUCCCUUUGAAGAUGAAUGGCAGCUCCUCAACGGUCGAAUUUACUGGGACCAAGUGCGACGUCGAUUUCUGACCACCAUCGAAUGUUUCUU
Messenger RNA from Magnolia sinica, 637 nucleotides. RefSeq names its product NDR1/HIN1-like protein 10. The transcript has a single exon. The record is from RefSeq and is a predicted model, not a curated record. Bases 10 to 618 code for a protein of 202 amino acids. Gene Ontology annotation, biological process: defense response to other organism. Lineage: Eukaryota; Viridiplantae; Streptophyta; Magnoliopsida; Magnoliales; Magnoliaceae.